AGUUUGAGUUAUACUUGUUUAAGUCAUAACUCCCAAAAAUAUUUUCAGUAAAUUAACGAAAAGAAAACAAUUGUAGUUGUACUGUUGUGCUUCGUUUUUAAAACAUCGUAAGACUUUAAUUGCGCUGGCCUUUGGCUAAACUGUAUUUUACUGUUUGCGCACUCUUGCAAUCCCUAAUAACUUAAGAGUGUGUCUCAUGGUUAAUUUUCUGUCUUGGGCUAAGAUGUGCUCAGUUUCCUCUGUUAUGAGCUGAGAAUAAUAGAUAAUCAGAAAAUUAAUGCCUGAAAAUCGUAAAAUUUACUCAAGUGCUACAUAGUCUCUUUCGAUUAGCGCGUCAGUACAAGAAUUCACGAGCAAGAAUAUUUAUGAAUAACAAUUUAAAUCCUUAAAACAGGACGUAACUUCGUCAGACGCCAGUUAUUUUUUUGACUCAAUUAGGCUUCCGUUCCAGAUGACUCCCCGCCUCCUCGAAACAGGAGUGUCAGGGUAGACUGUAGCAACAGUACAGCUGGUUGUGUGUUGUCUGUCAGUGUUUGGGAGGAAAAAAAUCUUCAAACAAUGCAUAAGGUAACAGUGAGGAAAAAAACACAGAUGCUGCUGGUAGAAUAAGGAAACGGUAGCCUGUAUCCCUGCUCCAUCUGAAAGGGACAUGGACCCAAAGAAUGUAGCACUUUCAGCUGAAGUGGAACCUUUUAUUCCUCAGAAGAAAGUAUCAGAUGCACUUCUGGUUCCCAUGGCUCUUUCUAAUGACAGCACAUGUGAAGGUGGAGCUGGUGGACCAGAACCAACACCUAUUCCCAGUUACCUGAUAACUUGCUACCCAUUUGUACAGGAAAAUCAACCUAGCAGGCCUGUACCACUGUACAGUAAUGAUAUGAGGUGGCAACAGCCUUACCCAAAUGCUAUAGGUCCGUAUCUUGCUUACCCAAUCUUAUCUGCUCAGCAUCCAGUUUCUAAUGAGUGUGCCUACUACCAGUUGAUGCCUGCACCCUGUGCGCAAGUUAUGGGAUUCUACCAUCCAGUACCCACAUCCUACCCAACAGUCUUUCAGUCAGCAAGUAGUGUUAACACUUUAACAACAGAGUGCAGUGAUCGAUCUGUGCAACAUGGCCAAAUAUGUUCUGUUCCAAACCAGAAGGGAAAGAACAGCAGCAGCAGAGGGCAAGUACUGCAGAAGCAGCCACCAGUUUCAGUAAAAUUCAAGAAGCCUCCAAUGAGAAGUGUUGCUGUUCAGAAGGAGAGUUGUGCAUCAGGGCCUGAUAUUCGGCCCAGAAUUGUGCUGUUGGUGGAUGCUUGUCAACAAACAGAUUUUCCAUCAGAUAUUGCAAGUAAAUCUCUCUGUGAAAGUUCAAGUUCAGGGAUGUGGAAGCCAAAAACAAGGAGGCGGAGAGCAUUACAACCUACAGCAGAAUCUUCCAGUGAACAGGGGACCAGUGAAGCAGAUAUUGAUAGUGAUAGUGGCUAUUGUAGUCCAAAACAUGGUCAUAACCAAGCUAUAGCCAUGAAUGUCAGGAAUACCAGUGCUGGAGAGGCUGCCAUAAAUACAGAGACCAGUAUAAGCUGGGCGCAUGCUGCAUCUCAGGCAUCUCAGAAAACUUGGACAGACAAAGGGCAGGGAUUUUGUAGACGAGGUCGGCCAGCUGAGCAGAAAGACCAUACACAGGGAUGCUUUAGAGGUGACAGAAAACAGAGUACCUCAUCUGAAAGAAGGAAGAACCAACAAAACCGACAAGAUGGGAAAUUAGCAAGCCUGAGCUGUGUAAAUGGGACAGAUGGAAAUAUGGAAUCCUUACAUUUUGAGGAUGCGGAUGAGUUUCCUGAAUUAAACUGUGUGAAUGGAAGUAGCAGAAUUGACAGCCCUACACUGAAAAUGCCUGCUAAAGUUCUAAGUGACUUGCCUGAGAGUUCUCCAAUCAACAUAGUUCAGACUCCCAUCCCUAUAACAACAUCUGUACCCAAACGUGCAAAAAGUCAAAAGAAAAAAGCUCUGGCAGCAGCACUUGCUACCGCCCAAGAAUAUUCUGAGAUUAGUAUGGAACAAAAAAAACUUCAGGAUGCAUUGUCUAAAGCAGCUUGUAGGAAGAGCAAAGCCCCAGUACAGCUGGACCUUGGAGACAUGCUAGCGGCACUUGAAAAACAGCAGCAGGCAAUGAAAGCACGGCAGCUAACAAACACCAAGCCUUUAUCCUACACAGUUGGCACUACUUCUCCUUUCCACACCAAAGAACUUUCCGAAAAGAAGUCAAUGAUGAAAGGGCAGUUAUAUGCUGGUCCCCUUAAUCCACUCGACGCCAAUGCUCCAAAAGUAAAACGGGGGAAGGAAAGAGAGGUUCCUAAAGUUAAACGUCCCACAGCACUUAAGAAGAUUAUUCUGAAAGAACGAGAAGAAAAGAGAGGACGUCUUUCUACUGAUCACAGUCUAAUGGGCUCUGAUGAGCACAGUGACUCCAUUUUGAGUUUAACUGAUGAACAGUCCCAGGAAUUAGUUUCACAAGAAGAUAUUGGCCUGAGUGUUCCCAGUGAUACGUCUCUAUCUCCUGCAAGCCAGAACUCUCCGUACUGCAUGACACCAGUGUCUCAAGGUUCUCCUGCCAGCUCUGGGAUUGGCAGCCCAUUGGCAACUUCAGCAGUCACUAAAAUACACAGCAGAAGAUUCAGAGAGUACUGUAAUCAGGUUCUUAGUAAAGAAAUAGAUGAGUGUGUGACAGUACUUCUCCAAGAACUUGUUCGUUUCCAGGAACGGGUGUAUCAGAAGGAUCCUACAAAAGCAAAGGCAAAAAGGCGUCUUGUCAUGGGUCUGCGUGAAGUUACAAAGCACCUGAAACUGAAAAAGAUUAAGUGUGUGAUCAUUUCUCCAAACUGUGAAAAAAUCCAGUCAAAAGGUGGACUAGAUGAAGCCCUGUAUAAUGUUAUAGCCAUGGCUCGUGAGCAAGAAAUUCCUUUUGUCUUUGCACUUGGAAGAAAAGCAUUGGGACGCUGUGUAAACAAACUGGUUCCUGUGAGUGUUGUUGGGAUUUUCAACUACUUUGGUGCAGAGAAUCUGUUCAACAAAUUAGUUGCAUUGACGGAGGAGGCUCGGAAGGCAUACAGAGAUAUGGUGGCUGCUUUGGAACAGGAACAGGUAGAAGAAGCUUUAAAGAAUGUCAAGAAAGUUCCUCACCACAUGGGCCAUUCUCGGAAUUUGUCUGCUGCAAGUGCAAUUUCAUUCUGCAGUGUCAUUUCAGAGCCCAUCUCCGAAGUUAAUGAAAAAGAAUACGAAACUAACUGGAGGAACAUGGUGGAAACUACAGAUGGAUUAGAAGCAUCUGAAAAUGAAAAGGAACUGCCUUCCAAAACCACAUUGCCAGAGGAGCCUUGUGCAGUACAGACAGAUAAAGGAAAUGGUAGUAAACCUCCAACAGUAAUUCCAUGCACAACAAAUUGCAGUAUGACUGCCCCAGCUGUAAAGCCUCAGACAAUUGAGAGGGAAGAUGUAAAACCAGAUGACACUCUAGAAUGGGCUUCUCAGCAGAGCACAGAAACAGGGUCUCUAGAUGGUAGCUGCAGAGAUCUUUUAAAUUCUUCUAUGACUAGCACCACCAGCACUCUUGUCCCAGGUAUGCUAGAAGAAGAGGAAGAAGAUGAUGAUGAUGAAGAAGAAGAUUAUGCUCAUGAGCCCAUAUCUGAAGAAAUGCAGAUAAGCAGUAGAAUUGAAAGCUGGGUAUCUGAAACUCAAAAAACAAUGGAAACGUUGCAGCUGGGUAAAAGUGUUGAUAAUGCUGAAGAUGAAGACUGUGAGCAAAAUGAAGAUGAUGACACAGAAAUCCCUGAUCAGGUGGACCAGAUCACAGACAAAGAUGAAUGCAUAUCUUUAAUUACAAAGAGGAGAGUUUGCUAGCAGUGGCUGAAAUAAACUCAAACAACUCUCA
Protopterus annectens (West African lungfish) is the source of this 3908-nucleotide messenger RNA. RefSeq names its product SECIS binding protein 2 like (gene SECISBP2L). Gene Ontology annotation, biological process: selenocysteine incorporation. The record is from RefSeq and is a predicted model, not a curated record. Gene Ontology annotation, molecular function: mRNA 3'-UTR binding; selenocysteine insertion sequence binding; ribonucleoprotein complex binding. The transcript has 18 exons. Gene Ontology annotation, cellular component: ribonucleoprotein complex. The coding region runs from base 650 to 3877 and encodes 1075 amino acids. Lineage: Eukaryota; Metazoa; Chordata; Ceratodontiformes; Protopteridae.